UGAAUGGCAUCGGCGGAUCAGGCUUUGUUUGAAUCUUAGUCUAAGGUUUAGUGAGACCCCUAUCCCACUGAGAAGCUUUACUGACAUAUGUCUCCUCAGCGAAUCCCCUUUAGUGCUUUACUGGAGCUGCCGGAGCUUGUUUUCAGACUCUCCCUCUCUCUCUGUGAGUGUGUAGGAAUUUGAGGAGCAAGCCGAGAGUUUGGAAGCUCAGUCUGAAUGGUGUUUAACACUACCUUAUACCUCAGGGAAUUACUGUCUUGGCUGCGUGUGAAUGAGAGUGUGUCCAUCUUUCUCUUGAAGGAGUCAGUAAGAAGCUCCUGACGAAAAGUACGAGUGUUUUGAGCAUAUCCUUCAUCUUUCUCUGGCUGGGAUGAGGGGGCUCAGGAGUCUCAGUGUUGGGCUCCUGUCGGCCUUCUUCUCCACCACCUUUGGUCUUUAUUUCCCUCCUCACGUGGAGCAGCUGCCCACCAUCACCGCUCAGACCUCAGGCACUAUCAUCGCCCUACCAUAUGAUGAGCGAUACAUAUUCAAGUGUGAAGCCAAAGGAAACCCAAGACCUACGUUCCGCUGGACAAAAGAUGGGAUGGAUUUUGACCCACAUAAAGACCCUCAGGUCACUACAGAAGAAAAUACUGGAACCUUUGAGAUACCAAAUAAAAAAGAUAAAGUGAAAUACCAGGGAAAGUACAGAUGUUACGCCUCCAACAAACUCGGAACUGCAACUUCAGAAGAAGCCGAAUUUAUUGUGCCUAUGGUACCCAAGUUUCCCAAGGAGAAGAUAGAGCCAAUUGUGGUCACAGAGGGUGAUUCGGUGGUUUUGGAGUGUAACCCGCCACAAGGGAUUCCACCCUGGCAGCUGUACUGGAUGACCAAUGAUCUCCGGCACAUUGAGCAGAAUGAGAGGGUGUCCAUGGGCCUCAGUGGGAAUCUGUACUUCUCUAAUACGCUGGUGUCAGACAGUCAUGAUGACUACUGCUGCUUCGCCUCCUUCUUCAAAAUACGCACAAUCGUCCAGAAACCCCGCAUGGUCCUCAAGGUCAAGCCAGUUGAUGCAAAGCAAGAGGAUGGUGAUGCCAAGAUUGUUCAGGAGAGGAAGCCAAGCAUCUUGGUUCCCUCCAGUCAUUCAACGACUUUCCUGAAAAAAGGAGAAGAGCUGGAGCUGGAGUGUAUUGCAGAAGGACUGCCUACACCGGAGGUAGAAUGGAUCAAGAUAUGGGGUGACUUACCAAAGCGCACGCAGAUAAAGAACUUCGGAAAGCUUCUGACAAUACCAAACAUCAGAGAAGAGGACGAAGGAAAAUACAUGUGUAAAGCCAAGAAUCAGCAUGGUGAAGAUGUGCAUCAUUUCCAGGUCGAAGUAGAGGAGCCACCGAGCUGGCAGAAGGAGCCGCUGAAGAGUCAGUUAGCAUGGAUUGGAUCUGACAUCCACAUCAACUGUUCUGCUACCGGAAAACCGCAACCCACAAUCACCUGGAAAAGAAACGGCAAGCCCCUCGAUGAUUUCCCUUCCACCCAUCACAAAAUGCUUGACGACAGAAUAAUCAUACUCAAAGCGGAGCAGAAAGAUACCGCUGUGUACCAGUGUGAGGCCUCCAACAAACACGGCAGCCUACUGGCCAAUGCUAAUGUGCUAGUCAUGAAUCACCCUCCUUUGAUUCUGACGAGGAAUUAUCUGGAGUAUGCAACCAUGUUGGGCAAGAGUGUGAUUAUGGACUGCAAUGUCUUUAGUUCACCACCUGCCACCCUUAACUGGAGAAGAGAAGACCCAGAGGGCUCUGUAGAUGGAGAGAGAUAUUCUCUGCUGAAGAAUGGCUCCCUGCAGAUUCACAAAGUCGAGAUGGAAGAUAUGGGCCAGUACAAAUGCUUGGCAAACAACUCCGAGGGCACUGCAAGCAUCACCACUGAACUUUUCAUUAAAGAUUCCACUAGGAUCGUGGAGGCUCCUCAAGACAUGAAGGUCAUCCGGGGAUCUGUGGCCGAGCUGGAGUGCCAGGUGGAGUGCGACCCGUCUCUGAGAAGAGAGCUGGAGUUCGUUUGGCUCAAAGAUGGGAUAAAUAUCCUCUCGAACUCCUCAGAAAGGUAUUUUACAGAUGAAGGAAUUCUUCAGAUAUUCAACGUGAGUCACAGUGAUCAAGGGAAUUACACCUGUAUUGUUCGAACAUCACUGGACCAAGAUACAGCUUCUGCAUACAUAACAGUCUUAGAUGUCCCCGAUCCUCCGGUUGAAUUAUUGCUCAGUGAUCUGAAAGACCGCAGUGUGAAGCUCCAUUGGGUGAACACCAGUGAUCACAACAGUCCCAUAACAGAGUUCAUCAUCCAGUACGAAGAGAGCCACUGGGAGCCAGAGAAGUGGAAAGAUCUUCUUCGAGUGUCUAGCAGGAAGUUCUCAGCCCCCUUGGCUCUGUACUGCCACAUUAACUACCAGUUCAGAGUCAUUGCUGUCAAUGAAAUAGGGAGAAGUCAUCCCAGUAUGCCCUCAGGAAGAUAUAAAACACCUCCAUGUGCUCCUGACAGGAACCCAGAAAACAUUAAGAUUGAGGGUCACCUGCCACAUCAGAUGGACAUCAGCUGGGAGCCGCUCUUGCCGGUGGAGCACAACGGUCCCGGUCUGGAAUACAAACUGAGCUACAGGCUCCUGGGUGUCGAGGACAGUUGGAAAGAGCAGAUGGUAAAGAGACACUCUUUUGUGGUGCGAGACACCCCGACAUUCGUCCCCUAUGAAGUCAAAAUCCAGGCCUUCAACCGCCACGGCUGGGCACCAGGACCCAAAGUGGUGACUGGUUAUUCUGGGGAAGACUUCGACAUUUGGCAUUGUCUCGAGGGUGAUGCAACAGUGCCCUUGGUGGCUCCCGAUAACGUAUCUGCGGAGGUGUUGAACUCUACACUGCUGAAGGUCAGCUGGUCACCAGUGCCCCAAACCACCCUGAGGGGCCAUCUUGGAGGAUACACAGUGAACUACUGGCAAACUCAGAGUCUGUUGACCUCUAAGAAAAUUCCCUCAGAGAGACAGUCUCUCACCAUCCCUGGAAACAGGAGUCACACCAUGGUGCCAGGACUGAAACCAUUCUCUGAAUAUAGUCUGACUGUCAACGUCUUUAACCGGAGAGGGAAUGGGCCCAGCAGCAGUCCCAUCUCUUUCACAACUCCACAGGGAGUUCCUGAACAACCUCAUUACCUGAAAGCCACAAACUUUCAGAAAGACGCCAUCACACUGGUGUGGGCGCCUCCGCACGAAACCAACGGCCAUCUCACAGGAUACCUUCUGCAAUACCAAACAGUUGUAGAUAAUGAGACUCUGGGUGAGCUGAACUCUGUGAACAUCUCUGGAGCAGACACGACACAGUGGGUUUUGCGUGAUCUGCAGGAAGACAACUCAUAUAAGUUCUACCUGAGUGCGUGCACGCAGGUGGGCUGUGGGUCAGCCAUCAGUGAGAAAGGAGGCACCGACCCUGCAGCAUUUACUAAGCCUGAAUAUUCAUUUCCAGAAGUUUCUACAGUCUCAGCUUGGACAGAGAGCUAUGAACUGUCAACAUCUGAAGUGACGACAUCUGAGUUGAGGCAACCUUUCUCUUUCACCUCGUCUAAUACAGACAUUCCUUUUGUAAAUGCCACCUUUUCUACCUUAGUCGUGCUCAACGUAUCGACCUUUGUAAGAGACACUUCUGCAAGAAUCAGCUGGAGAACCAGAGGAGAGCAUUCAGAUUCACAGCUCUAUGUUGCUAUAAUGAACCACCGUGAUGGUAUCUGGCAGCUUUCAGAGGCUUUAAAUACAUCUAAAGGUUUCCAUCUGGUUGAAGGACUCAGCCCAGGAACUGUGUACACAGUCCGGCUGCAGGCUUCACGCAGGGUUGGUGUCCCUAGCAUUUUUGAAGAGGUUUUCAAGACCAGGAAAGCUUCUAGCAGACAAGAGAUGGGAUCUCAGGAGUGGUUUGUGGGGAUGAUGUGCGCGGUGGCUUUGCUAACUCUGCUUGUCCUCAUCGGCUGUUUUGUGCUCAAGAACAAAGGUGGCAAAUACGCAGUAAAGGAAAAGGAGAACAUUCCAGCUGAUCCUGAAUCUCAUGGCAUGGAUGAAGAAACACCCUGUGAAUACAGUGACAAUGAUGAGAAGCCGCUGAAGAGCAGCCAGCAAUUGUUCCGAGACGCCACAGAGGAUGAUCGCAGUGAGGAUAGCUCUGAGAUAUCAGAGGAUGAUGACUGCGAGUUCAAUGAAGAUGGGUCAUUCAUUGGUGAAUACUCUGGGUACAUGCGCAGGACGUCCACGGAGGUCAACGGAUUGAAUGGACAUACCCCAGGAACUUCUUAACAGUGGCCCAAUUUUAUGAACUUUUUAAACAAUUCAACAGUAAGAAAGGUUUUGUUUGAAUGGUGUGCCAUGAAUGUGCCUAUGCUUCUGCGUGAUUGGGCCAGUUUUUCUACAGUAUUAAUAUGAAGGUUGAAAAUUUAUGAUUCUGCGCAACACAAAACAACUGUUUCAAAACUUUGAGUUUUUUAAGCAAAACUUUUAUGCUACUUUUUCCAUUCCAUUAAAAAAAAUCUUCAUCAAAUGUCGGGUAAAUAAGUGUAACCACUCUGAUUUUGCUCUACUAUUAGCAGGAUUGGAACUAGUGCUUCCACCAUGGCAGGUUCAUUAAAAAGGAUGUUAAAGACUGCAGCCUUAAGCAUUAAACAUUAGCACAUCUUUUGACUCCAGGAAUCCGUUCUUCUUACAUGGAUUACUCAAUUAGAUGGAUUUUCUUACUGAUGUUUUGACACGAUCAAACCAUUCUCCUGUGGUCAGCAGGACUAUCAUUUCUAAAAUUAAUAGAGGACAAAGGUCAGUUUAUCCUAAUAAAUGUUCCAUCUGUAUGUAUUUUAUUGGAUGACAAUUUAUGAUUCUGAGCAACACAAAACUGUUUAAAAUCUUUGAGUUUUUUUAGCAAAACGCUCAUGCUACUUUUUUCUAUUGUACAAAAUAAAUGGUCACUAAAUGCCGGGUACACAAGUGUAACCGCUCUGCUUCUGCUCAGCCAUGAGUGGAUUGGAACUUGUGCUUCUGAUAUGACAGGUCCACUUAUAAUGGUUAAAGAAUGCAGCCUUUAGCACAUCUUUUGAGUCCAGGAAUCCGUUCUUCAUACAUGGAAUACUCAAUUAAAUUGAUUUGGUUAUUGAUUUGACAGGAUCAGCAGGACUAUAAUUUAAAAAAAUUUAAAAAAGGAAAAAUGUCAGUUUAUCCAAAUAAAUGUUCCAUCUGGAUGUAUUUUAUUCCGUGACAAUUUAUGAUUUUGAGCAACAUAAAAUAACUGUUUCAAAAAAAACUUUUUUUUUUUUUUUUUUUUUUUAGCAAAACUUUCAUUCUAGUUUUUUCAUUAUAUAAAACAAAUGGUGACUAAAGUGCGAGCAAAUAAGUGUAACUGCUCUGCUCUGCUAUGAGCUGGGUUAGAAAUACUUCCCAAACAACGACAUAACUCACAGCUGAACUAUCAUAGUACGAUGCAUUGUUUGGAACGAUGCAGUGACGAGUGUUUUUCAAAACCCGUAGUUUCUCUAUCGCAGAUCCAUCGCUUGAACCACGUUAGUUAUAUUGUAAAAUGCCCACAAUGAUGCUUUAAACGGGGUGGAGUAACAACUUCUUUAGAGAAGAACCCCGUAAUUUCUUUCUGCAAAUUAUAUUGUAUUACAUGCACACGCAUUAAAAUAAAAUCCAAUAUUAGUUUUGGUAAAAACAUGCACUUGUUAUCUAUAUUAUUUGAAAUAUAUGUAAAUGGCACAUUUGGGACCUAUGUUUACUUUACAAACAUUAUUGAGAACAUUACAUAAAACCACUUACAAAAGCUAACACAUAUUUUAAUAUAUAUGUCAUAUAAAAAAUAAAUAAUGAGGCUAUUUAUCAAGAAAUGACAUGUUAUAUUUGUUAUUUAUUAGGAAAUUAAAAAAAAUCUUACUUCAAUAAUAAUAUUAAUAAUGAUGAUGAUGAUCAUAGAUAUUAGUGUGUCUUUUGAGUCCAGGGGUUUGUUCUUCAAAUGUGAAUUACUAAUUUAGCUGGAUUUUAUUAUUGAUGGAUCAUUUCGUUCCUUAAAACUUAUCAGAGAGUUCUUGUCAUAGGUCUGAUAGCUCAAACCUGCUCAGAACCAGGCUAAAUUUAAUAUAAACCAGAUUAGAUUGUGUAAUCUCAGGCAAAGGUGAUGCUGAAAGUACUGUAUGCACCACCUAAUAUUUUAUUACAAUAGUAACCUAUAUGUUAUAUACACUGUAUUAAAAAGUUAAAGUUAAUUUAAAGAUCAAACUAAAUUUUUUGAAACAAAGGAACAGAAACUACCAAGGGGUGGUACUCACCAAGUGAUUAAAAGUGAACAUUUAUUAAUAACUAUGUAGGAAUAUGGGCUAAUUUCAAGACACCAAUUUGGACUUUUCAAAUCAAAAGGCAUACUUUUAAAAAUGUACAAACCCAGCUUAGUACAAUUUCUGAGAGUGUAUGGAAAUGCACAUGACCAUGCUUUAUAGCCUAUAGACCAUUUUGAGGGAUGUAAACAAUAACAAUGGUCUUAAAGUAUUUGCUGUUUUACAUUUUUAAUAUCUAUAGCUCCUGAGAAUCCUAAAAGGUCUACAUAUUGAUAAAUAAUGUUAAGACCUUUUGUAAAGUUAUUAAAAUAGUUUGACAACAAGCAGCAAAUGUUCAUGUUCCAAUGGCAUCACCACAUUGAAAUGGUCUGUAUGGAAUAACAGUUUAUAGGAGUCAUGCACAUUUUUUGACAGCAAACAGGCAUGUGAUUUGAUGAAGUGCAGGAGUUGCAGACACUUCUCAAACAUCAAAAAUGUUUUUUUUGGUGAAUUUUUUUUUUUUUAACUGCCAGGUAUGCCUUACGUCAUGAUCAAGAAAUUUUUUAAAAGUUUGACUAAAUAAAUAGCUAAAUGCUUGUAAUUUUUGUGUACUGGAAAGUGUAAAGUCGUUUGCAGACUGCAAAUGUGGAAAGUUAUUGCAUAUCAUAUUAAACAAACGGUGUACUACAAAUUUUAAAGAAUUUUGCUCACAUGGGUAAUUGAAUAUUAACCAGAUGAUGUUUUCACACAGCAGUGCUGUCAGCCAGUCAUUGCAUUGCUGAAAAUGAUUUUGAGGAUCAAUAGAUCUCUCCUUCAUAGCCCUAGCAGUGAUCACAGAUCAGUUUGUUCAGUCUUUUAAUCUGAUUCAUAAACUUAUUUAAAGAACCAAAUUAGCCAGAAAUUAACUCAUCUUAGAUCAUUAAGGCAAGGAAUGAAGAUCGGAUUCCAGGGAAAUGAGCUGUCUCUUAACUUUUACUAGUUGUCCUCUGUUAUUCUCCCCUAAAUCAUCUCUUCCUUUCACGGUCAAGCUACCAAUCUAAAAAACUGCAGGACGAGCAAAUUAUUUAGCGGUUUCAUGAAACAUUACUUGACCCAAAAAUGUAGAUUAUUCCCUUUAGAAUUAAUGUGGAUUUCAUGGUUGCGUUUGGAUUAGGUAACAUUUUCACUUUUCCUGCUGAGGAAACAUAAAUAAUUCAUGGCCUGUCACAAAACUGAUAUCUUGACAGCACAAUUUUCAGUUACAUGUUCGCUUGUGUGGGCAAUCACGUAACCUCUCCGCACGCCUCUCAGCAAGAUACUGACACAAUGAGACAAAACAAUUAUGUCCGGACUCUUCAGUAUAUCUACAAAAACAUAUUUCUGUUUGACCACGUGUUUGAUUAAAACUGACAUUGACGCCACAAUGGG
Molecule: messenger RNA, 7704 nt
Organism: Danio rerio (zebrafish)
Lineage: Eukaryota; Metazoa; Chordata; Actinopteri; Cypriniformes; Danionidae
Source: RefSeq, a predicted model, not a curated record